This is a messenger RNA of Sitophilus oryzae (rice weevil), 2685 nucleotides long. Its product is annotated as zinc finger Y-chromosomal protein 1-like. The transcript is spliced from 3 exons. Gene Ontology annotation, molecular function: RNA polymerase II transcription regulatory region sequence-specific DNA binding; DNA-binding transcription factor activity, RNA polymerase II-specific. The record is from RefSeq and is a predicted model, not a curated record. Gene Ontology annotation, biological process: negative regulation of transcription by RNA polymerase II; regulation of immune system process; regulation of cytokine production. Lineage: Eukaryota; Metazoa; Arthropoda; Insecta; Coleoptera; Curculionidae. Bases 319 to 1815 code for a protein of 498 amino acids.
AUACAUAGGCAAUAUUCGUACAUGCAAGAUCUGUGGUCGAAAAUCAAAUGAUUUGACAGUUUGACACUUGACACCAAAACAAAACAUUGAAUAAAAAAUAAUUAGUUUUGGUUUACUGGGUUUAAUCAACUAAUUAGAGGCUAAUUAGUUAAUUCUUUCUUCAUUGCACCCUUUGAUUGCACCAAAACGAAGACCAAAACUAAAAUAAUGUCACUGUCACAAUCAUGUCAGCUUAUUUUUCUUGUCUAUUUUCUUUUGCAUUUUCUAUUUAAUAAAAUUAAAUAGAAUCCUUAGCUGGGCAAAAUAAAAUAUAGAACAAUGAUCAAAUCUGAAGAAUUUCAACUCGAAGGCGGAGAAAAUGAGCCUAACGUUAAUUUAAACAGUGAAUUUCAACAAGACUUAAAGAGAGAAAUAAAAACUGAAAUUAUGGAUAUAGAAGAUACUACAGAAUCUGAUACUGGUGACUGUGAAACUACUAGCAACUGUAAAUCUGAAUAUAUUAGAGAAAAAAUAGAAUUAUGUGAUGCUGGUGACUAUGAACCUACUGAUAAUCCUGAAUAUAUUAAGGUUGAACAGACCCCAUGGAAUUUGAAAGAUCACAAUAAACAUUUCAAUGAAACUGGAGACCAAAGCCUGCUGCCAAAACAUCAUCAGUGUACUCUGUGUGGUUUUAAAACACAUUUGAUAGCAACUUACAAGAAACAUUAUAAUGAACAUGUAUCAAAUCAGGAGAAACAAACAUAUGAUUGUUAUACUUGUGGAGCAAAGUACUAUGCCAAGAGAUACUUGAAAAAGCACAUAUUUAACACUCAUAGAACUUCAAAGUAUUCUUGUACAAAGUGUGAUUUUAAGACCUCAAAGAAAAAAUAUUUUCAAACACAUGAUCAAGUGCAUCAGGCUCCCGAUAAAGCCAAAAAAAACAAAUGCACUCACUGUGGAUACCAGUUCACAUCCAGUUAUACAUUGCGGAGACAUGUUUCGAUAUUUCACACUACUCAAGUUUAUUAUAAUUGUACCCAGUGUGACUUUAAAACAAUUCACGAGAAAAGUCUUCAAUAUCAUGUUUUAGUUCAUGGAGCACCUAAACUACAGUGCCCUCAUUGUAAUAAUAAAUACCUGAAACAAUCACUCAAGAAACACAUUAAGAUGGUUCAUCAAAUCGAAAAUUAUUAUUUAUGCAGGAAGUGCUCCUUUAGUACCACAGACAUAAGCGAAUUGAACCAACAUGGUGCAUCACAUCUUAGGUCAGACGCUAAAAAAGUGAAAUGUAGUUUAUGUGAUUAUCAUUACGUAUCACGAAAGACAUUUAGAAAACAUCUACAAACAACCCAUGGUAUUUUAAAGUAUUAUUUCUGCCGUAAGUCUGAAUGUAACUAUGAAGGCACAGACAAAGAGCAGUACGAGGAACAUCUUUUGACACACCAACAAGACAUUCUGAAGUAUCAAUGUGAAAUAUGCCUAUUAGUAUAUAGAGAAAAAAAACAUUUAGAUCGUCACAUGAUUCUGAUUCAUAAGAACCUGAAUUUUUAUUCCUGUUCAAAGUGCGAUUUUAAGUCUAAGAAGAAGCAAACUUUAUUAAAGCAUAGGGCUGAAAUUCAUCACUUAGAUGAAGAAUUUAAAUGUUUUCUCUGUGAUUUUGUUGGUAGUAGACAGAAAUAUAGCAAACAUGUUUUUACACAUAAAACUGGAGGUAUGUAUGAAUGUAAAAUAUGCGAUUUCCUGACGAAAGAUGUGCAAUAUCUUAAGAAACAUUUUCUGACUAAAAAGCACUUGGCAAGUGUAGAGGCUACCAUGAAACAGGAAAAGGACACAUAGUGUGAGUUUUAACUUUUUUACUUGUAAAAAUAUCAAGUUAGAUUUUUUUUUGUUAGAGGCAUGUAAAUUUUUUUAUUUAUAAUACAUAUUUUAUUUAGUGUCUGUUACAGGGCUUUCAGAUGGAGCGGACCGUCCGCGACUUCGAGCAAAUACCAUGCGUUUAUAUGAACAAUUGAUGAUUUCGUCCGACAGCUAUCUUGAAAAAACACGCGGACGAACAGCGCGGACGCUCCGCUCCAUCUGAAAGCGCUGUUAGGCGAGGGAAUAUACAUAUGAUUUCGGCAGACAUCGUCCAAACAUGACAGAUUAAACAAUCUAGGCUUGACCAAAUAUGUCACACCACUUGUACUAAUGAUAUAUUCUUUUGCCUAGCAGUCUGUACAGAGUGACUUAGGGUAUCAAAAAAAAGUUCAAUAUGAGGUUUUCUAUUUGAGACUUUAACUCUUGUAAAACUGCUGGUAGUACACCAUUAAUCUUAUUUUUAUUGAUAUGCCUACAAACUACAAGGUGAUUCCAAUAUAUUUUUUAUACUAAAAUAGUAAAAAAAUGUCAAGGGAAUGGUGUAUAUAUCUUUUUACCUUAGUAUAUUUUUCCAUAAAAUUUUUAUUCUGAAAAACCCAACUGUUACUCUAUACUGGGUGGUAUAUUAAUUAUGACCCCUCCGCCCAUUUUUAGACUAGUUCUUUUGCGCAUUUACCAAAAUUAUGAAACUAUUUUUAGAGAAAAUUUUGUUUACGAUAUUUUUGUAACAGGCAAAAACGAUUUUGCUCAGGACAAAAAAGUUGUUUGACUAAAAACAGUUUUGGUCUUCUAGUGUAUAUAAUAAUUGUAUUAUAUUAGAAUAAUUUUAAUAUAUUGUGUUAUCCGUUA